This is a messenger RNA of Pantherophis guttatus, 9941 nucleotides long. Lineage: Eukaryota; Metazoa; Chordata; Lepidosauria; Squamata; Colubridae. The record is from RefSeq and is a predicted model, not a curated record.
CUGUCAAAAGCAGUCGGGCUCUGUCACAGGCAAGAAGAGUACGAACGGCUGCACUUCCUGCUGGUUGGCGGGCUUCGCAUGGCUCAGAGCGUCUUCCUUGGCGCGUACUUGAGAUCAGCGCGUCUAUCUCUUUCUCUAUUUACCUACUUACCUACCUGCCUAUCUCUAUCUAUAUAUGCAUAUAGCCUCUUUGUCUAGAUAUACCUGUCUCAUGUAUGUAUGUAUGUAUGUAUGUAUGUAUGUAUGUAUGUAUGUAUGUAUGUAUGUAUAUGUAUACAUAUAUAUGUAUGAGAUGCGCGUAUUAAUCUCAGAGGGCAAGAAAGAGAGUCUCCGUUUGGAUGGGCGUGUGAGAGGGAUGGCUGUUGCUUUGUAAUUCUCUGCGGCUGGAAAACUCCCUCAUUGUCCAAGUUUAGCGCCUUCCUGCCCCUCCCCUGCCACCGCCGCUCUCAGCCUUGGGGCUGACCGAGCCAGCCGGGGAUUUUGAACCGCGCCACCCCAAUGACUCUCCCGGAGAAACUUGGUGGGUCCGCUGCACUGCAGUGAAAGGGGGUCUGACUCGCGCUCUUUUUGUGGAAGUGGCCUCCGCUAAGUUGAGAUUCCGUUUGGUGGAGCGGGAGACCCGCCAUGGCCCAAGGCUCGGGGAAUCGAGAACCUCCGUCCGUGAUCGCUCCCAAGGGCGAGGAAGACGCGGAGAUGUCUUCGGAGCCCGGAGCCUUUGAGAUGUCCGCGGCGUCUCUAGGGAAGAGAAGGGAACGGAGGAGCGGAGUCUUGCUAGCCGGGACCGGCACCGUCGCCGCGGAGCGCUUUGCCAGCACCCUGGCAACCGACUCAGACUCCGGGCUCCUGGAAGCGGCCCGGGCGACCCCUCGGAGGAGCAGUAUUAUCAAGGAUCCUUCAAAAUGUGGACGCAAAAAAACAGUCUCCUUCAGCAGCAUGCCCUCAGAAAAAAAAAUAAGUAGUGCGAGUGACUGCAUUAGCUUCAUGCAAGCUGGUUGUGAACUGAAGAAAGUCCGGCAAAACUCUCGUAUUUAUAAUAGAUUUUUUACUCUUGACCCUGAUUUGCAGGCACUUCGCUGGGAACCCUCUAAAAAGGAUUCAGAAAAGGCAAAACUUGAUAUUUCUGCAAUUAAAGAGAUCAGAUUAGGGAAGAACACAGAAACAUUCAGAAACAAUGGACUUGCAGAUCAGAUUUCUGAAGACUGUGCCUUCUCCAUAAUUCAUGGAGAAAAUUAUGAAUCUCUAGACUUAGUUGCCAAUUCAGCAGAUGUGGCCAACAUUUGGGUGUCAGGUUUACAAUACCUGGUCUCUCGUACUAAGCAAUGUUUGGAUUUGAUAGAGAGUAGCCAAAAUACUCCACGGUUUGCUUGGCUUACAUCUGUAUUUGAAGCUGCAGAUAUUGAAGGCAAUGGGAUUAUGUUGGAGGACACAGUUGUAGAAUUAAUAAAACAGCUGAACCCGGCCUUAAAAGAGUCCAAAAUCAGAUUAAAAUUUAAGGAGAUUCAAAGGAGCAAAGAGAAACUAACAACUCGUGUAACAACAGAAGAAUUUUGUGAAGCAUACACAGAGCUUUGUACAAGACCUGAAGUUUAUUUUUUGCUAGUACAAAUAUCUAAAAACAAAGAGUAUGUAGAUGCCAAGGACCUCAUGCUUUUUUUAGAAGCUGAGCAAGGGGUUGCAGGUGUCACUGAGAACAUUUGCCUUGAUAUCAUUCGUAGAUAUGAAUUUUCACAGGAAGGGCAGUUGAAAGGUUUCCUUGCAAUCGAUGGAUUUACACAAUAUUUGUUGUCUCCAGAAUGUGAUAUUUUUGAUACCACACAUAUAAAAGUUGUUCAAGACAUGACCCAGUCUUUAUCACACUAUUAUAUUAACUCAUCUCACAAUACCUAUCUGAUAGAAGACCAGGUCCGAGGGCCAGCAGAUAUCAAUGGCUAUAUCAGGGCACUGAAGAUGAGCUGUAGAAGUAUCGAACUGGAUGUUUGUGAUGGGCCAGAUAACGAGCCCAUCAUUUGUAACUGUAAUAAUAGGGCAUCACCCUUGUCCUUUAAAUAUGUAAUUGAAGUAAUCAACAAAUUAGCCUUUGUUUCUUCAGAGUAUCCUCUUAUUCUCUGCUUGCAAAACCACUGCUCCAUACAGCAACAGAAAAUUAUGGCUGAACAAAUGAAGAAGACUUUUGGGACCAAACUCUACACAGAUGCACCACUACCAUCAGAAAUGUAUCUGCCAUCUCCAGAGAAACUGAAAAUGAAGAUUAUUAUCAAAGGAAAGAAACUGCCUUAUGGUAAGGAUUUAUUAGAAGGAGAAGUCACAGACGAAGAUGAAGAAGCUGAAAUAUCUCGCAAAAAGUCUGAAGAAUAUUUAGGGGACCCAAAAAUGUCCUGGCUAUGCAAAGAGCUUUCUGAUCUUGUAACUAUAUGUAAAUCAGUCCAAUUCAAGGAUUUUGAGAACUCAAUGAAAAAUCAGAAUUAUUGGGAAAUGUGUUCCUUCAGUGAAGGAGAAGCCAGUAAAAUUGCAAAUGAAUGUCCAGAAGACUUUGUCAAUUAUAAUAAGAGAUUUCUGUCUCGAAUAUAUCCAAGUGCCAUGAGAAUAGAUUCCAGUAAUGUAAACCCACAAGACUUUUGGAACUGUGGUUGCCAGAUAGUGGCAAUGAAUUAUCAAACACCUGGGCCAAUGAUGGAUUUACAUACUGGAUGGUUUCUACAGAAUGGGGGUUGUGGUUAUGUCCUUCGACCUUCUGUUAUGCGAGAAGAGGUGUCUUACUUCAGUGCAAACACAAAAGGCAUCGUCCCAGGGGCUUCCCCACAAGUUUUACAUGUCAAAAUCAUCAGUGGACAAAACUUUCCAAAACCCAAAGGAGCCUGUGCCAAAGGGGAUGUCAUAGAUCCUUAUGUGUGUCUAGAAAUCCAUGGCAUCCCCGCAGACUGUACAGAACAGAGGACUAAAACUGUUCAGCAGAACAGUGAUAAUCCUAUUUUUGACGAGAGUUUUGAGUUUGAGAUCAACUUGCCAGAGCUUGCCAUGAUCCGUUUUGUAGUCUUGGAUGAUGAUUAUAUUGGUGAUGAAUUCAUAGGCCAAUACACAAUCCCCCUGGAAUGUUUACAGUCAGGCUAUCGACACAUACCUCUGCGCUCCUUCGUAGGGGACAUCAUGGAGCAUGUUACACUUUUUGUGCACAUUGCAAUAACUAACCGGAGUGGUGGAGGGAAGCCCCAAAAGCGUAGCCUGACGGCUAGAAUGGGAAUGAAAACUAGAGACUACACUAUGCUGAGGAACACAAGCCUUAAGAUUAUAGAUGAUAUCUUUAAGCUAGCAGUACACCCAUUGAGAGAAGCAACUGACCUGAGGGAGAACAUGCAGAAUUCCAUUCUGUCUGUGAAAGAACUUUGUGGCCUCCCACCAAUUACCAGUCUGAAGCAAUGCAUUUUGACCUUGGUUUCACGGCUUGUGAACAGCGACAGUAUCCCUUCAGUGGUUCUCUGCAUGAAGGACAACUUUCCUUAUCUAGAACCAUUGGGAACUCUGACAGAUGUGCAGAAGAAGGUUCUAGCUGCUUAUGAUCAGAUGAUUCAAGAGAGCAAGUUUCUUGUAGAAACAGCAGAUACUGUUUAUGACAAAAUCAUUCAGUGUCAGAAAGCAGGAAUGGAGCUCCAUGAAGAACUACACAACUUAGGAACAAAGGAAGGCUUGAAAGGAAGAAAACUCAGCAAAGCAAUUGAGAGUUUUGCGUGGAAUAUCACUGUGCUAAAGAGUCACUGGUUUGAGAUGGGCAGCUAUACAAAUUGGAUGGAUGGAUGGAUGGAUGGAUGAAAUGAAAUAUUUACUCAACAAAAAUGGUGCAAAGGUUUUGUACAUUACCAGGUACAUUUAUCUCAGUGUGCUCCAGAGAAAGUCCUGUGAAAGUAAGGGAGAAAGCAUUUUGUGAAGACGCUUAUGGAAUACGCUCUGCUCUCAGAUAAGCUCUUUAAUAUUCUACUGGAAGGCCUGAUUAAUAGCUUCCAGGCUUACAUGGCAUCCCAUCAAAAGCUGACCUGACCUUUCCUGUGUUGAUUUGAUAUUUAUUUCUAGAGUCAGUGAUAACAAUAGUAACAGAAGGAAGUAAGCAGCAAUGUUAGAAGACAGAAAGAUAGAAAUGUGCUUUUUUUCCCUUUGUUCCAAAGCCUAUUUGUACAUGUGGGUCAGGAAAAUGAUUCUGUGCUCUCAGCUUAUUGCAGCAACUGACUGGUUUUCCAAGAAUGAUUUGGCACUACGUUAUUUCUAGUUAUUUUGUUUAAGGUAUUACUAGUUAUUUUGUUUAAGGUAUUGAUGUAAUUUCAUCAGCAUUUUUCUUUAAGUGGAUUUUGUUCAGAACCUAUUUUUCAUUGCCAGCAGAUGGCUUCUGAACAACCGUAUGGGCACAGAAAUGUUUACUUGCAGGUUCUUUCUAGCAGUCUGACAGUCUUGUCAUUCUCCUGGGCGGUGCUUCUCAAAACUGUUCUUUGCAGUCUCAUCUUGUUCAUAUGAAGCAACAGUGAGGGUUUCUUUUUCUUUUCUUUUUUUUAAAAAGGCCAAUACACUGUAAGGAAAAUGUAAAGUUUGCACAUGAGCUACAAUAUAAAUAAAUUGAUGUUAACGAGGUAACAAGUCGUAGUUUCCCGUGGGAAGGAAUAUCCUGCAUCAUUAUCUCCUCACCAUAGGAUACCACGGCUUGUUACAUAUUUGGGGCAGGUGGGAGACGGAGACAGAGACAAAGGGGAGUCUUUUCUCUGUUUCUUUUGUUGCUCUCAUACUGUUACUAAAAAGAGGGAAAGGAAAAUGGGAAUAUUUGGGGGCUAACUUGUGCCUAGAACUUCUUGUUCAUGGACAAGGGCAGUGAAGAGAGACUGGUAACAUUGCAAACCUUCUGACUUUCUUUCGUGAGCUUUGAGCAACAUUUUUUUUUUGUAUUUGUGAUUUGUGGGGAAAGGAUGCUCAGGAGACUUUCAUAAGGUAGGGUGAUUAUCUAGCAAAUCUAUAAUAAAGAACAUACAGACUCCAAAAUAAGAUUUAUUUGAGAAUUAGAAUAUUAACUAAUAUUCCCUUCAAAAAUUAAGUGUGUUGAGACUAUUGUCCUAAAUUCAGCUUGUGGUCACUUAAUCACACUCUCACAGUCCUGGAAAAUAGCCACACUUAAAUUAGGUAAAGGCUCCCUUCACACAUAUGUGCUUGUCAUUCCUGACUCUAGGGGAGCGGUGCUCAUCUCCAUUUCAAAGCAGAAGAGCCAACGCUGUCUGAAGACGUCUCUGUGGUCAUGGGGCCAGCAUGACUAAACACCAAAGGCGCAUGGAACUUUGUUACCUUCCCACCAAAAGUGGUCCCUAUUUUUCUACUUGAAUAUUUAUUACGAGCUUUCGAACUGCUAGGUUGGCAGAAGCUGGGACAAGUAACAGGAGCUCACCCCGUUACAAGGCACUAGGGAUUCGAACCGCUGAACUGCCGACCUUUUGAUCGACAAGCUCAGCAUCUUAGUCACUUCAGCUUCAGCUUCAGCCUAGUCUCAUAGUAUCUGAUCUCAUUCGGAGACACAGUAAAGUAUGAAGUACUCAAAAGAUAUAGGCCAAUUUGUCUUGAUGUCUGGAACUAGAACAAGAGUCAGAAAAAUAGAACUCAAUUUUCCUAUAAUAUAGUAUGACGAAAAGUCCACAAAUAGCUGUUCCUUCUUUUGUUCUUCACCAGAAUAUCCCAUUAUGCUAUUGUAUAUACCCAGGUUAGAGCUUUAUAUUAUGGAAAAACAUGCCUAAUUUCUUAGAAAUGGGGCAUGUAGGAGGAAUUGUGAUCCUUUAGAAACUGGCUUUUAAAAAAAAAAGUAUUCAUAUAACAAAAUGAGAUGAUAAACCUAGAUCUGGGAGCAUUCUUACAAAAGUUCAAACCAUUAUCUGGAGAAGGUUUUAUUCAAAGGAAAGGAUUAUUGUAAACAUGAUGUUGGUCAUUCCUAAAGGCAGUUGAUUGUGGAAGUAGAGGUAGGUAUAUAAAAGUUGAUGUUACUGGUUACUAGGCUGGGUUAACUACCUUACAAAAUACUGCCACACAACUAUUCAAGAGUAGAGACUGAAAAACAGUGCGAUGGAGGGAACCAUUAAAUAAAAGAUCUCCCUCAAUUCCCAGAAUGCUGUGAUUGAUGCAACCAACAGUGGCUCAAAUGUAAGGACUUGAGGACAGAUCUGUGUAUUACUGAAUCCUAUAUUCACCUUUUUACACAUUAUCUGAGCUUGCUCUUUCCUCUUUUCUCUCUCUGUAUGAAAACAGCUGCUAUAUCCCUUUGCCAUGCAGUGCAGAUCCGAAAAAAGAAGUCAGGAAUAGAGUUUCAUGGAAACACAAAAUGAGAACAGAGUUCAGAUGUGUCUGCCUUGCACAGAAUAAAUUAAAAAUUAAUCUGUAUUACCCUGCUCUACAUAAUGUUUUACAUUUCAGCAGACUCCGACGCAGAUCCUGACUAUAAACAUCACUCUAAGUACUACAGAUUACAGAAAAAUAAAUGUCUUUUGUCCCAGUGUAAAAAAUUGUACUACAUUUUAAAUUUGUUGCAAAAAGUAUAGCUCUACUAAUUUUAUAGUGUUCAAAGCAAAGAUGGAACAUUCCUUCUUGUUAGUGUUGUCCUUGACAAACAAGCAAACAAACACACAAACAAAUAAAUACUAUAUUUCAUAUGUAAUCCAUUCCAUCUGUUUAUCCAUGCUAUUUUGUUUUGUUCCACUUAGGAAAGUAUGAAAGAUUGGCAAACAUAAUUGCCAGUUAGUUUCACAAAUGUUUCUCAGGUAAUUUUAUGACACACUCUGUGGUUGGCAGCAUUGGAAAAGGAUGAUAUGCUAGAGCAGGGGUAUCAAACUCAAGGCCUGCAGGAUGAAUCUGGCCCACAGGGCACUUAAAUCUGGCCUCUGAAGCCGGCCUGGAAAUAGCAACGGAUCAGUCCGCGGUUCCCCAUUUUGGCUGGCAGAGUGCUGUAGGGGAUGUCUGUCCCGUCUCGUCCCCCCUGCUGGCCUGCGGAGGACAACUACAAUGCUGAUCUGGCCCUUGAAGAAAUCCAGUUUGACACCCCUGUGCUAGAGAAUCACUCUGACAAGAAGAGAAACCUAAUUUGCAAAUAUUAUAAUCAAUUGUUCAUAUGUGUAAUGACUAUUUAUAUGAUAUUCCAUCUAUUCUCUGAGGAUUAUGUUGCUGUUUUUUUAAAAAAAAUAUAACUAAAAAAAAUAGUUUUAUGGUUUCUUAAAGUUAGUGUUUAUCCUGGCAUAAGCUUUCAUAGACCAUAACCUAGUUUAUUGAAUGCAUAAAACUCACAAAAGUCAAUGUAAUGAUAAAUGGAUUAAUCUUCAGUGUUCCACAGCACUCUUGUUUUUAGUGCAAGAGAUUGAUCCUAUUACCCUUCUGGAAAGUAUUUGCAGGUUUUGUGUCAUUUCUGUACUCCUAUUUCUAUAGGGCUUACGAAGCAAUUUUGACAUUCACAUUGUAAAACUACUCUAAGAGUCAGAUGCAAAAGGUUGACGUAGUGAUUCUACCAAGACCUCAAGUUGAACAAAGGCUCUAUUGUGUCAUUAAGUCAUCCAGCAGAAUGGUUGAAUUAUUCCAGAUGUUGUCAAUUUAUGACGCAAUUCUCAUUGACACUGAUGUUCCCAGAUGCUUUUGUUCCCAAACAUUGUUGACUGGUGCUGUACCUUGCCAGCUACCAUUGUCUCUCUAAAGUUGUUUACCAGGAUGGGUGCAAUACUAUAGUGAAUGCAAAAUUAUUUGGCAUGAGUCAGUAGAUUAAAUCAUAGAUUAUCUUCCCAUGUCAAAUUGCACUGGGAGGCAAUUGAGGAUGAAUGGAAAGUAGAAAACAGAGAUUUGCACUGGAGGAAAUAUCAAUAUUAUGUUUCAUUUAUUUUUAAGGUGUUUAAACAUUUAUCAGUUCACACAUUAUGAAUAUGAGGAAUGUUUUGCAGAGGGAAAUGUUUUAGGUUUUAUAUUCAAUGGUCAUUUUACAUAUAUAUUUGUGAAUAUUGCAUGUUAAAAAUUCUUCAUUACACUUUAGUAAGGCUUAUUAAAAAUCCUUUUCGAUUUCAUCUUCUGAGCCUGUAAAGCAGGGGUGUCAAACCCGAUCGCAUUGCAGGCCAUAUUGUGACAUAUUCGGAUGUUUUUUGGCCUUUGCGGAACCUGGGUGGGCAUGACUUGAGCGGGCCAUAUCCAGCCCACGGGCCGCCAGUUUGACAGGCCUGCUGAGAACUCUCCGAAGAAUGAAUUUUCUGUCUGUGAAGAUGCUUACAAACUUUAUGCUGACAUGAUUUUCUCCUUGGAUUUUGGAAUUUCAAGCAAUAUGAUUUCCCCUCCAAACCAAUACCCUGCUUCCCCCCAAAUAAAACAUCCCCUGAUAAUAAGCCUAAUCAGGCUUUUGAGCGCAUGGCAAUAAGGCCAAGCGCUUAUUUCAGGGUUCCAAAAAAUAUAAGACAGGGUAUUAUUUUUGGGGAAACACAGUACCAAUGCAUAACUUGCUUGCUGUUUUUCUGGUUUUGAACUACAGGUAGUCUUCAACUUACAACUGUUCUUUUAAUGACCAUUCAAAGUUACAAGGGCCCUAAAAAAAGAAAUUUACAACUAUUUUUUACAUUUACAAUGGUUGCAGCGCCCCCAUGAUCAAAAUUCAGUCACUUGGCAAUUGGCAUGUAUUUAUGACAUUUGCAGUGUUCUGGGAUCAUGUGAUCACUUUUUGUGACCUUCUAACAUGCAAAGUCAAUGGGAAAGCCAGAUUCAUUUAACUACUUUGUUACCAACUUAACAGCUGUAGUAAUUCACUUAACAACUGUGGAGAAAAAGGUCAUAAAAUGGGGACAAUUUAGCAAUGGAAAUUUUGGGCUAAAUUAUGGUUGUAAGUUGAGGACUACCUGUACAGAUUCACCAUUAUUUUCAGUAUUUAUUUUUUCUAACUGGUACUCCAGUGAGUACGUCUUCUGAAUAAAUCAUAGCACAGAAAGGAAUAUGGGUGAAAGGAUGUAUCUGGUUUCCCUCAAACAGUCCAAGCUUACCUAAAGUGUUUGUAGAGUUGCCUCAGUUGGCUGCAUAUCCAUACCAAGCACAUGCCACAUUUCUGCUCCUUCCCAAGGCCUUAUAUGGACAAUGGUUUUCAUGUGUAUUGGUAUGCACAAAGGGCCUCUCCGUGGUGGAAACCUUGUCCUACUUAGAUUUUUCCUCAUGAAUGUUAUACCUCUUGGUGUCCUUGCCAUAAGGACGGAUAUUGCCAUGCUCCCCCAUGUGAUUGUACUAUUGCACCAUGAUUUCUUUUCUGUACUAUGAUUUACUAGACAAGCUGAGGCCAUGAUACCUGUCCAUCAGUAUGUACUAUCAGAACAAACUACUGUGUAUAUAUGCCAGUCUCCCCAAAUUAAUUUUAGAAAUUCAGCAGCUUAGAACCAAAAUAAAUAGAAAAGGAAUGCAAACCAAAGCUUUUUUUUUUUGUCAAUAGGUUCAGGUCUGAUAUCUCUCUAACUGACCUGUGAAAACAUUUCUAGAACAGGGAUGGCUAGCUCAAUGGGUCCAUGAUUAACUAUUCUCUACUUUGAACUAUUUCUUGAUUGGUUCAAAACAUUUUAUAAAAAUCUGCUGUCGGUAGAAUUUCCCACCUAAACCAAGCUAUCCUGGCUGUAGUAGUGCUGUUUCCAAAAAAUGUAAAGAUCCGUUGUCAUCCCUGACGUAGUGAUUCCCAGAGGUUCUGAGUGACUGAUAUGCUAAAUCAGAUUGCCUGCCCAGCUUCAUCCUGGCCUGGGAAGACCCUGGUGUCAUCUCAAAAGGAAUUGCUAUCAUGAAGCAGCUGCCUCUCAAAGCAGGCCUCAGAUCAGAUGCAUACAGGGCCACUUUGUUCUCUGUCCAAAACACUGUCACUGCAAGGGAAGGAAAGCCAGAUACGAACGCUUUAUUGUUUACGGCUUUGUAUUUUAUUUUGUUUCCCUAUAUUUCUUGUAUAU